Molecule: messenger RNA, 439 nt
Organism: Protopolystoma xenopodis
Lineage: Eukaryota; Metazoa; Platyhelminthes; Monogenea; Polystomatidea; Polystomatidae
Source: the annotation of a GenBank genome assembly
CUUCAGUUGGCUGCCCAGCCACAUUCUUCCCGUCAAAUCGCCAGUUCAUCUCCUUCUCUCCUUGCAUCAUCUUAUCCUCAUCUUAGGCCUCAUAAUUACCUUUUGGCCACCGUUGACCCGAGCAGAUUGCAUCUGGUAUGGUCUUUGCAAGGAAGAUGACCCCGACCACUUUUCAUACUGCAGCUAUAACGGAACGGCUCUUCCACUUAAAGACUCGGUCGCUCUGAAAACCCUGGGGGAGGUCUGCCCUGACCUGAUGAUUAUGGACAAUCUCAAUAGCAUAGAGUUGUUGACCUGUUGUGACGCUAAACAGAUUUUUUUAUUCACUCAAUCUGUGAAAUUAGCCGAGAUCCUUUUUCAACGGUACUCUUGUGAAUUUUAUCUUGUCUUACUAUGUUUCCUAUAUUUGAUGAACCAUAUUAUUUAUUUGAAGAUAUGA